CACUGCUUCCAUUCAACUUUCUCUCUCCUUUCUAGAAUCGUUCCUUUGAUCUUCUCUCUCUCUACAUUGUUAACUUCAGGCUUUCUCAAUAAUGCCGGUUUCUUGAAGCUGUCUCACUAUUUUCUGUGGCUACGUUUUUUUACGUAGAACUUAUUGCCAAAUACUUGUGAUAAUAUUUGUAUAUUUAAGUUUUGACAUUUCUGGUGCUGGUUGAAGAUGCAAAUAUAUGAAAAUGCAGCUUCAUUCUGAGCUUAGUUUUUGUUAGAAAUGGAGGAGUAGUGAACCCCAGUGUCCGAUUUGUGGCUACAUAUUUUGAUUUUGAGAAGAUACAAAGCUACCUUUACUAUUCUUUUCUCCUAGCUGAAAGAGCAGUUUCUAAUUUUCCUUAAAGAAGAAAAAUACUAGGGUUUUGAAGAGGGGAAAUUUGUGGUUAAUGAUGGAUUUGAGGGUUUAGGAGAGAGGCAGAGGCAACAAAACAUGGGGAGUCUAAGGAGCUUUGUCAUGAAGGAUAAAGAGGAAGAGCUAACAUUGUUUCUAGAAAUGCGAAAAAGGGAAAGGGAAAGAAAUGAUCUUCUUCUUCUUCACAACUCCCAUGAAUUUGAUGCUCCCUUUGGAGCUAAAAGAGGUAGUUCUCCUAUUUUUGACUUUGCAUCAGCAACUCCAAUGAGGAAGACUGGUGCUGAUGAUUUCCUCAGUGCUGACAAUGAUAAAAAUGACUAUGACUGGCUUUUAACACCUCCAGGUACUCCUCUUUUUCCUUCACUUGAGACGGAGUCGCAGAAGACAGUAAUGAGUCAACUUGGAACUCCUAAAGCUCGUCCUACUGCAUUGAAAUCUAGAUUGGCAAAUCCCCUGCUCGAGCCCGCUUCGAGAAGCAACAUAGCAUCUAGACAGCUGGCUUCCUCUCCUGUAUCAAAUACUUCAAGUUCAGGCCUCCGGAGACCAUCAUCUUCAGGUGGAUCAAGGCCUUCAACUCCCACUCGAAGACCCACAUUAAGCACAUCUAAAUCCACUUUGACAGCCUCUAGACCCUCAUCUACUACAGCAUCCAAAGCAAUGACAUCCACUGCAACCUCGAAAACAAUGUCAACGACAUCAGUAUCUAGACAAUCAAGGCCUGCAACACCUACUUCUCGUGCCACUUUGGCUUCUGCUAAAGCCACAGCACCUCCAAGAUCUUCAUCACCUACUGCAAGGUCUAGUGCGAGGUCCUCAACACCAACUACCAGGGUGUCUACUCCUGGAUCAAAGUCCGUAUCAAGGGUAUCAACUCCAACACGUCGGCCAAGUUCAGCAACUAGUACAGCUAAUACAAAUGCUACCCUGGUUAAAUCUUCAGCUAAGUCAGCUACAAGCACGGCUAGAAAUCCUUCAGUCUCACGUCCUAGUUCUCCCACUGUAAAGCCCAGACCAUGGAAGCCUUCAGAUAUACCGGGAUUCUCUCCUGAUGCUCCACCCAAUUUAAGGACAUCCCUACCUGACAGGCCAAUUUCAGCCACAAGGGGUAGACCUGGAGCGCCAAGUGUUAGAUCUUCAUCUGUUGAGCCAGCUUCAAAUGGAAGAAUUAGAAGACAAUCAUGCUCUCCAGCAAGAGGACGUCCUCCUAAUGGUGUUAUCCAUAGCAGUGGAAGCUCUGUACCUAUCCCAGCUAUGAGUCGAUUGCAUGCUAAAGCUAAUGAUAACGUAAGCCCUGUUGUGGUUGGAAAUAAGAUGGUUGAAAGGGUAAUAAAUAUGCGGAAACUGGUUCCUCCAAAGCAGGAUGACAAACAGUCUCCACGUAGUAACUUAUCUACAAAGUCUUCAUCACCUGACAGCUCAGGCUUUGGAAGAACAUUGUCAAAGAAAUCCUUGGAUAUGGCAAUUAGGCACAUGGAUUUAAGGCGAAGCAUCCCAGGUAAUCUGCGUGCUUUGAUGACAAAUAUUCCUGCAUCUUCUAUGUACAGCGUGAGAUCAGGACCUAAUAGAAGCAGGACUGUGAGUGUAUCUGACUCUCCACUUGCUACAAGCAGCAAUGCUAGUUCUGAAGUGAGUGUUAAUGACAAUGCCCUAUGUGUGGAUGGGAUUGAAGCUGAUGAUGAUAUUAACAGCGAUAAAGGUCAUCGAUCUCCUGCUAGUGUGCACGGAAGGUGAUUAUUCUCCUUUCCUGCUCAGGAUUGAAUUUCUAAUUUUUGGAGCGGUGAAUAGCACCUGAAUAUAAUUGUUUCUCAGGAGGUUGAUAGAUUUAGUUGACUUGAAUAUGUAGAGAUAUAUAUGCACUGUUUAGGUACUACCAUGCCAUGCAUCAUUACUUAUGUGCUGAGAUAUUCCGUGUUAUUAUUCAUGAGAAAUGUGAUCCUAGCUUCUUGUGCUAUUUGCACGAGACGUAUGUAAUUAGAAUGUCUGAACAUUGUGUCAA
This is a messenger RNA of Lycium ferocissimum, 2395 nucleotides long. RefSeq lists its product as uncharacterized. The coding region runs from base 478 to 2130 and encodes 550 amino acids. NCBI's taxonomy places the organism in Eukaryota, Viridiplantae, Streptophyta, Magnoliopsida, Solanales, Solanaceae. The transcript has 5 exons. Gene Ontology annotation, cellular component: cortical microtubule. The record is from RefSeq and is a predicted model, not a curated record. Gene Ontology annotation, biological process: cortical microtubule organization.